Messenger RNA from Arabidopsis arenosa, 951 nucleotides. Lineage: Eukaryota; Viridiplantae; Streptophyta; Magnoliopsida; Brassicales; Brassicaceae. The record is from the annotation of a GenBank genome assembly.
GUUAGGGGUGAACCUCACUAGCGCGCUAGAAUCUAGUCAUGGCGACUUCAGCCUCUGCUUCGAGCUCGUCACCUCGUUCCAGCUUAGGUUCGAGUCUUUCGUGGUCUGUUUCCCGCUCCCGCUACCGUUCAAUAUCGCCAUCAUCGGCUUGUUCUUCUACAACAUGUCAUCGGAAAAAAGGCAAUUUUGGUGAAAUCAUUCAUGUUGAACUUGCUAUAGAUCGAGCGGUUGAUCUUCCAAUAGGAGAUGCAUACGUUGAAUUCAAGGCAAGAGCGGAUGCUGAGAAACCACAGCUGUACAUGGAUGGUGGAGAUGCUAAAAAAUCUGAUAAUGUUGGUGCUGACAUUGAGAAAGAUGACAAUCACCUCUGCCUAGGACUGGUGGAUCAACCAGACGCAGGCCAAUAUCCCCUUCUAGAGGCCACCCACAAGGCGGUUUCAGUCACCUCCAAGGGGGGGUUCCCCUCCAGGGAUCCGUGGCAGUCCUGCUCGAAGACGUUCUCCUCUAAGGUCGCCUCCAAGGCGGCUACGCAGUCCAAGAAGAAGAUCUCCAAUCUGCAGAAGGGAAGAGGUUCAGCUGGAAGACGUAGAGGGUCAUCUUCCUACUCUAGUUCUCCAAGCCCCCAUAAGGCUCCUAGGAAGUUAUCAAAGAGCCACAGUCCAGAAGAGGUAAGACUCUUCUAGUAUCACUAUACUUCUCACGAUUUUAUAUGGUCAAGCUAUUUUACUGUUGGAACACAUGUGGCACUAAGAAGAAGCUCCCGGUUUAGUUAAGUGUAGGAACAUUGAGUUUAACCCAUUCAUCUGCUAUGCUUCUCUGCUAAAACUUAAAAGCAUUCGGUGAAACCCAUUCUUUAUGCAAUUGGUGUUUGCUUGGUCCUUAGCUAAAUUGAUAUCACAACCUUUUUUCAGUGCCUAAUAUUGAAACGCAUUAUAAAAAAUUGUGUUGUCA